Molecule: messenger RNA, 1483 nt
Organism: Copidosoma floridanum
Lineage: Eukaryota; Metazoa; Arthropoda; Insecta; Hymenoptera; Encyrtidae
Gene: Ppt2
Product: palmitoyl-protein thioesterase 2
Cellular component (GO): lysosome
Molecular function (GO): palmitoyl hydrolase activity; thiolester hydrolase activity
Source: RefSeq, a predicted model, not a curated record
UUACAUUAUGGUAUCAAGUUGUGUGCGUUAAAUACAUCAGCUGAGAGCAGACAUAUACUGCGGGGGUAGAUCAACAGAGUGGAGUACAAGUGUAGCGCGCAUGGAAGUGAGACGCCAAACUUGGCUGCUGCUGUUGUUGUUUAUAUCUACCCGUGCAAUAAUAUGGGUAUGAGGAAAAAAAGCAACGGUUUCGGUUAUUCGUUGUUCGUCUUACUGGUGACGAUACUGUUGCUGUCAAAAAAUGGGGCCGAGUCGUAUCGAGCCGUCGCUAUCAUCCACGGCGUCCUCACUGGCAAGGACAGCAUGGAGAUCAUCUCUAGGCGUAUCCAAGAGUUGCACCCAGGAACUCAGGUCUACAACACCGAGAGGUACGCCGGCUGGAGCAGCCUCGAGCCCAUGUGGAACCAGGUGGAAGAAAUAGGAAAUGACAUUUUGGCGAUCGGCGCGGCUUACCCCGAGGGCAUUCACCUCGUCGGAUACAGCCAGGGAGGACUCCUGGCCAGGGCCAUACUGCAACGGUUUCCUCAACACAACGUGAAAACCUUUGUUUCCCUGAGCGCACCUCAAGCCGGACAGUACGGAACUCGCUUUUUGCAUCUGAUAUUUCCGGACUUGGUGUGCGAUACGGCUUACGAGCUGUUUUACUCGAGGGUCGGGCAGCACACGAGCGUUGGCAAUUACUGGAACGACCCCUACCACCGGGAUUUGUAUUACCAGUACAGCAGAUUUUUGCCGUUCAUCAACAAUGAGAAGUUGACGUCCAACACGACGUUGUACAAGAAGGGGCUGACGAGGCUUGAAAAAAUGGUGCUCAUCGGUGGUCCGGACGACGGGGUCAUUACACCCUGGCAGAGCAGUCAAUUCGGCUACUUCAACAGUAACGGCAGUGUGGUCGAGCUGCGCGACAGAGACGAGUACAAGAGAGAUUUGAUUGGUCUGAAAACACUCGACGAGCGAAAAAAACUGGUGACGCACACUGUGCUGGGAAUGUCGCACUUUGAUUGGCACAGCAACUUGACGGUCAUAGACAACUACAUCCUACCGCAUCUUGAUUAAUCAUAAUCAUUUGGCAUAUAACCGUUGCACAAAUAUUUUGCCAAUUGUUAUCAUCAGUUUCGCGAGUGAAAUCCAUCGGAUGCAUCAUGUGAUAUUUACAUUAAAGACUAUUCUGCCAUAUUCAUAUACGUUACGAUUAUCGUGUGUCAGAGCCUUAUACCGUACGACACUCGUAAUUAACUGUAAAAUAAUCAUAGCCAAUUUUAUAAAACAGUGAUGUAUUUAUUAAACGACUCAUAUAUGCGUAACGAACAAGUAUAGGCGCACAAAUCAUCGUAAACGCGAAUCUCGCUUAUUUUGUGUAAUAUUUACGAAGUGAAUUUUUAUUGACAGUAACAUGAUAUUAUUUAUGUCAGUAGUAAAAAUCGCAAGUCUUGCUGUUCUGUACAUACGUUGUUUACCUUUGAAACAAAAAAACACUUCCAAA